This is a messenger RNA of Linderina pennispora, 934 nucleotides long. RefSeq lists its product as uncharacterized. Bases 220 to 753 code for a protein of 177 amino acids. The transcript has a single exon. NCBI's taxonomy places the organism in Eukaryota, Fungi, Kickxellomycota, Kickxellomycetes, Kickxellales, Kickxellaceae. The record is from RefSeq and is a predicted model, not a curated record.
CAGACCGCCAGGCACAUCAGGACGAUUAACUCGUUCCAAAGCCGAGCAGUCCAGGAGCGCGCCAUCACAGGCAUUGGGGAGUGCAAAUGGGAUUCGUGCUUGGCGCAUAAAGCACUGAUUUCCUAAGCAGCAGGAAUAAGGGGGCGGUGGGCUUCUGGACUCCGCACCCGGGGCGGAGACCGACAUUGCGCCGUUGACAAACAGGCGACGCCUCGUGCGAUGGAAAAUGACAGGGGACAAGGCAGAGCGCGGGCAUCGGGGGUUGUGUGGCAAAAGCUUGAAAAACAACAAUGCAAAGGCUGUUUGUUUUGUUUUCCUUCAAUGGCGUGUGUGCGGCAGGAGAGGGUGAACAAGGGCAGGCGCUAUACUACUGCCGGUUCUGCUGGCCUUUUUCCCUGGCUUUCGACAGCAGAAGCGUAUAGGUGCGAUGCCAUUGGGCAUGGGGCGGCAAGGGCUUGGCGUGCAUGGAUGUCUGGGCGGACAUUGGCAUAUCGACGGGUUGCGCGCUGGCGAUUGAGACACGCGUGUAGAUGGAAGCAGAGGAAAGGCGAGAUAUGCCAUCAGCAGACAUACCUGGCGUAUGCAAGUGCGGAUUGGUGGAGAACGGGGAGGAAGCAAGAGAUUACACGGGGUCCUUACGUUCAUAGUCGGCCCCCAACAGGCAGCUCUCCGAGCGCUUGGAGAUGGACGGCUGGGCAGCAUUGCGGAUCGGCCAGUUGCGCCCAUGCAGCAGUGACGCCAGGCGCUGUAUAAAGGCGGCUGUGGUACAGAUGCUGAUUUCUUCUUCUGCGCGCGUUUGUACCUUUUUGUUUUUCUUCGUGUUUAUAUCAGCACUUUGCUCUGUUAGGGAAAUAAGCUAGCCCCCACCCCAGCGCUGGCCAUCCAAAAACAGCGCAUAUUACUUUCAGCAGCCAGAACAAGGGGCUGUAUUAAC